Molecule: messenger RNA, 1963 nt
Organism: Ilyonectria robusta
Lineage: Eukaryota; Fungi; Ascomycota; Sordariomycetes; Hypocreales; Nectriaceae
Exons: 4
Coding region: 427-1713 (428 amino acids)
Biological process (GO): regulation of transcription by RNA polymerase II
Cellular component (GO): PcG protein complex; transcription regulator complex
Molecular function (GO): DNA-binding transcription factor activity, RNA polymerase II-specific; RNA polymerase II cis-regulatory region sequence-specific DNA binding
Source: RefSeq, a predicted model, not a curated record
GCCCCCUAAUUCUUCCUCUGCCACCUUCGCCGCCGCCAUCCAACUACCGACCUGGUUGGCAUAAUUGAUCACCUGCCGACCCAGCUCUCGCUGCUACACACUCCCGCACACAGAGCCACCUUGGUCUUCAUCCGCGCUAGACAUGCCCCCUCCGAAGUCACACAUCGCCGGAUCUGAAACCCGUCGCUCCGCCAAGGACUGUCUCUGUCACGCAAUCUCCCAACUCGCCGCGAGCGUGAUCAAAUCCAAUUCCCACCAGCGGGAUCCUGGCCUCCGGCACCUCUGUGGUCUCGUCCGCUGUAGCGUGGAUCACUCAAAUCCUUCGUCUGGAACUCAGACCAGCCGAACAGCAUCUGCCCCUUGAUAUCACCGACACAUUCGAUCGUCUGCAGUCUACAGUCUAGCCGGGACACCCGAGACCUUGCUAUGGAGCUUUUGGAACUUGUUGAGAACGAGCCUACGGCUCGCCCAUUCCAGUGUGAUUGGCAGUCGUGCACCAAGAGCUUCAAUCGCGGGUCUGACCUACAAAGGCAUUAUCGAAUUCACACCAAUGAGCGACCUUACUCUUGCUCUACCCCAGGCUGUGGGAAGAGCUUCAUUCAGCGAAGUGCCUUGACUGUCCAUAUCCGAACACACACCGGUGAGAAGCCUCACCAGUGCCAACAUAUUGGCUGCGGGAAACUCUUUUCGGACUCCUCCAGUCUCGCUCGUCACCGACGAAUCCACACUGAGAAGCGCCUUUACAAGUGUGGCCAUAACAGCUGCUUGAAGAGCUUCUGCCGAAAAACCACCAUGGCUAAGCACCAGCGGAGGUCGCACCAGCAAGGACUGAACCCCGAUAAUAUCCUGGACGAUUACUUAUCGGACUCCGACUCUGAUGAAUCUCCGUCUACUCCACAGACCUCUGCGAUGACCUGGUCUCCUCAAGACAUAAUUCCUGUCAACUCGAUGCCACAGGGCUCGUUACACCGCGCUAGUUCCUUUCCCGAAUUUGGACAGCAAAUGCACGCCUACCCCCUCGAGCAACAACAAUACGUUGGCCGGCACGCUAUCCCAUCCAGCGUGCCUCCCGAGUUCCACGCGCAAGCCGUCGCCAAACAGCAAGCCGGCAUGUAUAUGCACCAUCGACCAGCGAGCAUUCCUCGACCAGCAUAUUAUGUCACCGACAAGAGCAACCGGGGAAUCGCAAUAAUGAGCACCAACCCCAUUCAGCACCAAUAUCAGCUUGCCCAACAGCAGGUUGACAGAUCUUCCUUGGAAAUGUCGUACCCACCUUCAGGGAUCGCAACGUCUAUCCAAAGCAGCCCGAGCACCUUCUCUGCGGCCUCGGUACAGAGCCCCUUGAUGCAGGAUGGCUUUUACCCGCACCAACAGCAGCAGCCGCCGUCAUACACUCUUCAGGCUGCGUCGCCAGUGGAUUCCCACCAUAGCAUGCCCUCAUACACUCAAUCGAUACACCAGGCCAUGAACCAGGCUCAGCAGCCAGUUACUUCCCAGGCGCAGCAGAACCAAACCCCGACGACCGAAAACUACCAUCAACCAGCUGCUCAAUCUCAGGAAGAGCACUGGCCCCAGUACCAACCCCCUAUUGAGGUGACAACCAUUUGCCAGUUGCCUGCCUACGGCACUGGUGUCUACGACCUGUGCGGUCCGAAGAUCGAGUUUGACGAUCCCACGAUGCACCUGCCUAGCAGCAGGCUUGAGAGCCUAUAAUGCUUUGCAGCCCACUUUGCCACCUGUCAGCGCUACUGAUACCCACCAGGCCACCAUGCUUCUCCAGAAACGCGGAUAUGAGAUCUCUUUUGAUCUCAGAAGGGCUGCCUUCGCUCCCCAGGUCGCAAUCGCACGAUACGGCACCCGACUUACGCUUAGAUGGGACCCGCGAUUUUGGCUCGUAGUGCGUGCAGAUGGAGCGCCCGCGCCGCGUACUGAUCCACUCUGUUGCGGCUGCUGGACUUCAAGA